Molecule: messenger RNA, 595 nt
Organism: Beta vulgaris subsp. vulgaris (sugar beet)
Lineage: Eukaryota; Viridiplantae; Streptophyta; Magnoliopsida; Caryophyllales; Amaranthaceae
Product: signal peptide peptidase-like 2
Exons: 5
Coding region: 74-580 (168 amino acids)
Biological process (GO): membrane protein proteolysis
Cellular component (GO): lumenal side of endoplasmic reticulum membrane; cytoplasmic side of endoplasmic reticulum membrane; Golgi-associated vesicle membrane
Molecular function (GO): aspartic endopeptidase activity, intramembrane cleaving
Source: RefSeq, a predicted model, not a curated record
UUCCAGGGUUUAUGUGCAGCUGUAUUCCCCUAAGCGUCCAGCAGUUGAUGUCGCAGAAGUUUUUUUGUGGCUCAUGGCUGUUGGUACUAUUUUAUGUGCGUCUUAUUGGUCCGCGUGGAAUGCAAGGGAAGCAGCUAUUGAGCAUGACAAGAUUUUAAAGGAUGCAUCAAAUGAGGUGGCAGCUUCUGUAGAAACUGGCUCAGCUGGUUUUGUAGAUAUCAGUACCACAUCAGCACUUCUUUUUGUUGUGAUUGCUUCAGGCUUUCUGGUUAUGCUGUACAAACUUAUGUCAGUUUGGUUUAUCGAUAUUCUGGUGGUUCUGUUCUGCAUUGGUGGGGCGGAGGGUUUGCAAACGUGCUUGGUAGCGUUCUUAUCAAGUUUCAGGUGGUGUAAACAUGCUGCUGGAACUUUUGUUAAAGUGCCCAUCUUUGGAGCAGUCUCAUAUCUGGAAAUGGUUGUUACUCCAUUCUGCAUACUUUGUUAUGUCCUUAAUUUUACCUUUUUUUUCCUUCUUGAAUUUUACGCUUUAAUUUUCUGUUUCGGCAUUUUCGCUGCGUCUGCUAGAUGCAUUUUGUUCUAAUGGUCUUGAAAUAGG